UACUGCCACUGGUCUCUCCCACGAAGACGAUCUGGCUUCUCUGGAGGCCUCGGAGACCAAACCAGAAUUCCUGCUCAGCACAGACAUGACGCAAAAACCUGAGGCAGGAGGUGCCUUGUAUCUGCCCGAAGCGACUGAGCGGAUCCGGCAAGCUGUGCUGUGUGAAGCCUCCAGAGACUAUCAGGGGGCCUUUCAUGGCUACCGCAGUGGAGUUGACUUGCUCCUUCAGGGUCUUCAUGGCGAUCCAAAUCUAGCCCGCAGGGAAGCAGUGAAGAAGAAGACAGCCGAAUACCUUCAGAGGGCCGAAGAAAUCUUCCAGCAACAUUUGAAGCAUCUGGAACUCUGACUUCCAAUCCACCAUGAGUUGCUUGUAUUUCCUGCUGCCAACAGACCCGGGUUUCAGGCUGACCGCUUUCCCAAGGCCGUUUUUGUCGGGGGCUUGGAAUUCCUACAUAAAACAAAGUUGUAAAUUUUUUCUUCCAAAGGACUGUAGCUGAAAUCUUAGCUUUUGUGGUGCAUUUGGGCCCUUUUCUGUCAUCUGCCCUCAAGCCCGGAUCUGGAACGUUAAACCUGGGCAAAAAAUAACCGUAGGGCUUGCUCUUCCCUUUGGGGAUGGCUUAGAGAGGGGGUCAAGGAUGGCCAAAAGGAGUUGUCUGAAU
Messenger RNA from Protobothrops mucrosquamatus (brown spotted pit viper), 659 nucleotides. Its product is annotated as sorting nexin-15-like. The transcript is spliced from 2 exons. NCBI's taxonomy places the organism in Eukaryota, Metazoa, Chordata, Lepidosauria, Squamata, Viperidae. Bases 86 to 346 code for a protein of 86 amino acids. The record is from RefSeq and is a predicted model, not a curated record.